Molecule: messenger RNA, 3555 nt
Organism: Kwoniella botswanensis
Lineage: Eukaryota; Fungi; Basidiomycota; Tremellomycetes; Tremellales; Cryptococcaceae
Exons: 15
Coding region: 1-3555 (1184 amino acids)
Biological process (GO): transmembrane transport; chloride transport
Cellular component (GO): Golgi apparatus; early endosome; plasma membrane
Molecular function (GO): voltage-gated chloride channel activity
Source: RefSeq, a predicted model, not a curated record
AUGUCAUUCAGCGAACAAAGGAUCUCGUCAUCGGCUUCCACGACCCAUCCAAAUGGGACCAUUCGACCCGCUAGACCUCCUUCAGUAUCUUCUCUGAGACAUACACAUACACAUAAUCGUGUACAGUCACAUUCACAUUCAAGAAGACAAUCUAUAGAUACCAUAGAAGGGUAUUCUCAACCACCUUCGCCUAUUACCUAUUUUCCCAAUCCAUCUACUUUCCUAUCCAAUACCAACGCUUCCUCGUCAUCUUCAUCUUCACCCAAAGUCAGUACAUUGUCAAUGUCAAACAGCGUCACCUCUUUACCCGAAGAAGAAAGCGAAAGUCUGGGUCCAACACCUAGGAUGUCGUUGGUUAAUUUGGAUUCUGCCAAUUCCAGUCCUCGUUUAUCCAGAGGUGGGACAAAUAUGGAGCAUCGCAGGAGAUCUAGUGCUCAGCAGGGACAAGGUGUCGGAUCACUUAGGACAUUUUCAACUCCUAUAAAUGGAUAUGGAUCUACGAAUAACAACAAUAAUCCAGGAUUAGGUUUAACACCUUCCAUAUCAAAUCUUCACAACAACGGCAACAACGAUGCAACAUUAUCUUCACCAAGGAGGAUAUCAACUUCUCGUGUUCCACCUCCUUCUCGAUUGACCCCACCCCAGGGAUUACUCAAUUUACCCACACAUGAAGCUUACUAUGGAACUUCUGCUUCACAACCAGGUACAGCUACGACCUCUAGAUUUAGGGAUAAAGACCUAGCUCAUCCACAUACUGCUAUUCCCCAUCAUUCCCAUUCACUUUCCGCUCAACCAUAUAACUCUUCUUCAUCUUCGUCAAAUUCACACUCACACAGAAGACAUCUAUCUGUCAAUUCUCAGAUGAACUCACCUCUGUUCCCUAAACAACCUGCGUCGUUACAUUUACAGAGUCCCACAGGAUCGGUCAUGCGAAGGAUCAGGAAGACUGCUAGUACGAUUGGAAUGGGUUUUGGUAGACCGGAUAAAUACGAUGAUGAGACGUCGAGGGGGAGACCGGAAGAUGAGAUGUUGGAGGAUGAUGAAGGGGAGAGAGCGAAUGGAAUGAGGGUGUGGUAUAGCUCGUACGUUACCAUCGACUGGAUACACGAUGCGAUCAAAGAGUCCUCACGAGUCCGUCGACUACGCCACGCAGCUCAUCGGUCCAUACGAGGUAAACUCGCCAACUCUUGGGAUAGAUUCCAAGGAUGGCUAGUAGUGACCAUUAUCGGCAUCCUCUCGGCUGUAAUUGCAUUCUUCAUCAUCCGAACUGAGAUGGCUCUGUUCGAUUUGAAAGAGGGUUUUUGCGGAUCGUCAUGGGGUACAGCGAAGAGAUUCUGUUGUGCACCCAGACAUCCUUCCAGUCCUCGCGAUGCUGGAGAGACGGAGAGUUGUGGAGACUGGAUUGAAUGGGGGGAAUUCUUCGCUCCGAAUGAGAAAGGCGGGCCGGAAGGUGCUUGGAUAUGGGGCGGACCAGAGUUUGUCGCUUAUACAAUUGUAGCGAUUUCCCUCGCCACCCUCGCAUCACUCUUGACUGUCUAUCUCACUUCGUCAGCCCAACAUACCACGUCCAAAGACUCUACAUUCCUCACACCGCCUUCUGACCAACCCGCAGACCAUUCAAAACCCAAGACCCUGUCUAGAGCUCAAUCGUCCACCAACACGAAUGAGAGACAACCACUGCUAGAAGGAAUCGCCAAUGAACCUAUCACUCCCCUGAUCGAAGCUUUCCCAAGUACCGAACCACCUAGGAAGAUAAUGUAUUAUGCUGCUGGAUCAGGUAUACCAGAGAUAAAAACGAUCUUAAGUGGAUUUGUGAUCCAUGGGUAUCUAGGUGGAUGGACCUUGAUUACCAAGUCGGUCGGACUGGCGCUGAGCGUAGCGAGUGGAUUGAGCUUGGGUAAAGAAGGUCCAUUGGUACAUAUCUCAUCGUGUGUGGGGAAUAUCGUUUCGAGGUUAUUCCUGAAGUUCGAAUGUAAUGAGGCUAAAAGAAGAGAGAUAUUAUCGGCCGCUUGUGCUGCGGGUGUAUCAGUCGCUUUUGGUGCGCCGGUCGGAGGGGUAUUGUUCUCUUUGGAAGAGGUGUCGUACUACUUCCCACCGAAGGUAAUGUGGAGGAGUUUCUGGUGUGCUGCUGUCGCUGCGAUCACGUUGAAAACACUCAACCCGUUCGGUAAUGGUACUUUGGUUCUGUUCGAGGUGACAUAUACCAAGGAAUACCAUUAUUGGGAAUACAUCAUCUUUGUGAUUUUGGGUGUGUUUGGAGGACUAUACGGCGCGGUAUUCGCUCGACUCAAUAUUAUAUGGAGUAGGGAAGUCAGAGGAGGAACCUGGUUGAAGAAUCACCCUAUAUUCGAAGUUGCAUUGGUCACCCUUCUCACCACGAUUAUAUCGUUCCUCAACCCGUACACCCGGAUGGGUGGAACAGAGCUAGUAGCUAGUCUAUUCGAAGAAUGCAAACCUUCUUCAUCCAACAGCAUCUGUGUCAAUCAUCCGCAUGAGAUCGCCUCAGUCAUCUGGAGUAUAGGAACGGCUCUGCUCAUCAAAGGGUGUUUGACAAUCAUCACCUUCGGUAUCAAAGUACCUGCCGGUAUUUUCAUCCCAUCACUCGUCGUCGGAGCAUGUUUCGGACGGAUUGUAGGAUUGGUUAUGGAAUAUAUCGAAUUUGCUUAUCCCUCUUUGGGUAUAUUCGACGUGUGCAGAGAAACGGAUUGUAUAGUUCCUGGAUUAUACGCUAUGAUCGGGGCCGCUGCUACUCUCGCCGGUGUCACACGUACCACCGUUUCCCUCGCUGUGAUCAUGUUCGAACUCACCUCGACUCUCAACUAUGUCGUUCCGGUCAUGUUGGGAGUGUUGAUCGCUAAGACAGUGGCAGAUGGGUUGGAGAAGAAGGGUAUAUACGAUCUGGUCAUCGAUCUAAAUCAAUUACCCUACCUCGACCAGAAACACGAAUACCUCUGGGGCUCACGGCGAGCCUCAUCCAUUGCAGAUCGAUCUGUCCCCAUUCUUCGAGCGGAUAAACAACAUACCGUCCGAUCACUUACUGGUAAAUUACUGGAAUUGGUCAGAUUGGGUAUGGCAGAUACUGGUUUCCCCGUAUUAGUCAAGGAAGUGACCGCCAAUGGAGGAAAUCCGGGUUUGGGGCUGGAAGGUGGUUUAUCAUCGGGCAGAGAGAGAAGUUGUCUUAGAGUGGUGGGGUUUUUGGGCAUGAAUGAAUUAGAACAUGCUUUGUCCGAACUUUCCGAUGAACCCGAUGCGACUCUCAACCUAAUGCCAGACGACGCAUCAGUCCACCGAAGUAGAUCAUCAGCCAUGUCUAUCUUCUCUUUCGCGGACUCUUACGUCGAUGGAGCUUGGUCACCUUAUGAUCUUAGUAGAUAUGUCGACAGGGCACCAAUAACAGUACAAAUUCACUCUCCGCUCGAAGUUGUCCAACAGCUAUUCGCGAAAUUAGGUGUAAGGCAGAUAAUAGUCACGAAUUCGAGAGGGGUGUUUCAGGGGAUGGUAACCAAGAAAGGAUGGUUGAAUUUCUUGGGUGAAUUGGAGGAAGAUGGGCAUUAG